AUAUUAUACCUGCAAUUCAUAAGAUAUUGCAGUUAUUCCUGAUUUCUCAGGCAUAAAUGGCAUUAAUUCAUCAAUUAGUAUACGCAUUGUAUUCUUCGUCAGUCUAAAACAUAUAAAAAGCAUGCUCUGCAAUAAACCUUUACUACUAUUAAAAGUUUUAAAGAUAAAAUUUUACCUGUAUACUUUAUGGAAUUCGUUAUCGGGAACCGAGAAAGGAUCUGAGACAUCUCUAAGUGUCCUUCGUGUUACUCUCAUAACUUGGUAAUCAUUCUCCUCUUCGCUAUCGUCACCAAAUAAAAAAAUUGCUGCCAUGUACAUUGUCAUUUUAAACAACGCGAUCCCGACACGUACGAUGCUCCACAUUUUUUUUCUUGUUCUAUCUUUCAGUUUUCUCUCUCGGAUCUCACCAUGCGACAAGAAAUUUCUUGCCGAACAAACUUCCGUGAGAUGGCUCGCAUUUACACUAUGAUGAAAGUUACAGAAUUGACCCCGAGGUGUCGGUAUCGUUAUACUGUUGCUAUGGAGAUAUGUUAUAUGGUAAAAAAACUGCGCAACGACAGUAUAACGAUACCGACACCUCUUAACAAGUUACAGAAUCGCACUACAGACAGGUGCUGGUAAAAGCAUCUGAACUGGCAUCGUUGUCUCUAAGACAGAUUGGCAUAACGUCACAGUAUAGGAAAAGUACACGGUCGGUCUCGCGCUGCGCGUUCACUUGGCGCGAGCCACUACCGUGUCUCUUGAUACUGUGACAGCGCUAUCACGCGCUGCGAACAUGCCUUAAGUCAGAUAAUCUUACCACUACUAUGGAGAUCUAGUAAAUUCAUUUGCACUUGACUACAAAUUAAUAAUAAACUAAAUUGUUUUUUCUUUUAGACUUAAAGCUUUCACAGCCAUUGACGUUGCUUCCAAUAGAAAGGGCUUCCGGAUACAUGCUGCGUCGUCCUGGUACAGCGUUGCGCUAACAUUUCGCAAACGUUGCAGUUUGCAUCAUCAGGGGUAGGAGCGCCGAUACUAAGCUCUCUUGGAUUGUAAUAGUCCUUAUAUACCCCUUGUCCUGGUGGUAGGGAUAGGAGUGAGGGGAGGGGACAGAGUUAUUUGUCCAAUAGUAGCACAGUUCAUUGGCCUACUAUUGAUCAACUGUUGGCCAAUCUUAAUAAAAUAUUGGCUUACUAUUUGCCAAUUAAUACGUACUGUUCCGAAAUGUUUUUAAUUGAUCAAUUAAAAAACCGGGAGGACAGUGUGCCAAAUCGAGCUUAUCUGAUAACCUUUAUCACGGUUAACUUUUAUCACUUUAUCGGGAUGUUUCAAAAUUUCUAGACUUUCACAAUGUUUUCUGGCAAAGUAAUCUUGAGAAGGAGUUAGCAUUGUAGCUUUUUCGUAUUGCACGGAGUGUCCAGUCUCCAUCCAGUGCUCAGCUAAGGCUGAUUGAGAAAAGUGACCGUAUUUGUUCACCGUUGAUCCCAGCAAACAUGAUGACGUGUUAAAGACGUAGAAAAUACGUAUUUUUGUGAACAAUGACGUCGAAUGACCUAAGAUAUACGUCUUUAUUACGUGAUUUUAAAUACGUCUUAAUAACGUCUUAAACUAGUCACGUCUAUUUGUCGUUUUAUACAUGUCAUUUGUGACGUAAUUUAUACAAUGGUAUUUUAAUGUAAUAUAUUUGUAAUUAAUAGACGUUUGAUAUCAAGAGACAUCUCUUUUUUAUAUAUAUUAUCAGUUAUGUAUUUAUUUUUUCAUACAUUAAAACCGUCAACACUCCGUGCGCACGCGCUUUAGAAAACCAGCACAAUUUUACGACGCGCGACGCGCAAUAUCCAAUGAGAAUUGUUUAUUCGAAGAACAGAGCUCGAAUUGGAUAUCGCGCAUCGCGCAUUGCAAAAUCGCGCUAGUCGGAGUCUUUUAUAGGUUAUAAUAAUUAUUAAUCAUACAGGGCAGUGUGUAUUUUGUGUGAUUGAAAAAGUUAAAGUAAGUAAUUUUUACUGUAUUAUGUGUACUUAUAUGCCCCAAAAGACAUUAAUACGUUUUUUGUACUGCAUUAAAAGCAUGGCUUUUAUCGGCGUAGAGUUUGCAAGCAAAGAUUUGGCAAAUGAUAAGACCGAAGUAGGGAUUGUAAGCGUUCGCUGGUUUACUCCUGAAAAAAAAAAAGUUUAUUGGCCACCUGUAAAAUCACAAGACAGGUAUGAAAAACUUUUGAAACAAGGAGCGAUGCCAACUAAUGAAUGGUCAUUAUGUCAAAUAACAAAAAGUUAUUUUGAGACUGAUGAUUUUAAAAAAGCUCAAAAGAAAUUAAAACUGUGUCAGUAUUUAUCAGAUGUAGCGUCAGAACCAGAACAAUCAAUUUCAAAUGUUACUAGUAAAAGACAGCGAAAUAAGCCAUUAAAGUAUAUAACCAGCGACUCAUCGGAUGAAGAAAAUAUACCAGUAUUAUCUAAACUGAAAGCUCCUCCUAAACUAGAUAAAAGUUUUCCAAUUUGUGUUGAAGGUCCAUCCAUUAUAGAAGAUAAAGUACUAAAUGCGAGUACAGCAAAAACAGAUGAUAUACUUGUAACAACGAAUCAUCUUGUACAACCAACUCGUAAACAUACAUUGACAGAAAAAAAUUUUCUGUCUACUACGAAUACUGAAAAUGUGGAAUCACAAAUAGACAACAGAACUCUACGUGAUAUUUAUGCGACGCUUGCAUUUCUAAAACGACAGAAUGCAGAUAUCUACAAUCAAAAUGAUCAAAUAUUGCAAAUUAUAAAGGAGACUAACAACUCUAUUGUAACAACAUCUAAAUCAAAUGAAAAAUUACAAUUGCCUUGUACUCUACCAAUGACAACAUUAGAAGAUAUUAUAAAAUUGGAAGAAUAUCUUGAAAAAGAAGAAAAUAUUUUAAAUCUGGGAUCUUAUUUGUCAACAAUUGGAGGCCGUGGAGAUAUAACAUCGAUAACGAACAAAAUACUUCGUCGUCUUCUUUCGGAUACAAUAGCAUCAUCUUACCGCUUCUUCGGAAAGCGAAACAAUAAAAAGUCUUUUGCAAAUUUGAAGCUUAAUAAUGUAGUGAUAACGUCUGUUCAAAAAGCUCUACCCAAUACUACACAACACGAAGUAGAAGACAGCAUAAAAGUAUGGCUAAAACAUGCUCCGCAACGCUUUUCUAUUAAAGCAAAUAAGAGCAAGUAAAAGUUUUUUUAUACAUUACAAAGUAAUAACUAUUUAUUCGUAACUGUAGAGAAAACUGCCACUAAUUUUACCAAAGACAAUUAGUAUUAAGUUUUAUUAACUAUUAUUUUAUUAUUACGCAUUUUUUUUUCUUUUGUAAUAAAAUACAAAUUGCAAUAAUAUGGCUGCUAUAAAAAAAAGAAAAAUGAAACUGUUUGUAGGAAAACGUCAAUUUUAUCGUAGAGUUACUAAAGAUAUUGUAGACUCAAGGCAUUCAAUAUUUACUUUUUUAAACAAAGAAAGAUGUCAUAAUAUCGAAUUAUCAAAUUCACCUGUAAACAUAUUAUCGAAUGAAGACAAUUCUUGUUUUGAAAACAAUAUUGAUUUGGAAGUUUCAAAUGAAAUAUUAAUUUCUAACAACCAAACUAUAAAUGAAAAUUCUAUGAUAAAUAUUAAAUCUACUAAAAUACUUUCUGAAAACAUUUGUAGUGAAACAAAUACAACUAAAAAAUUAACAUUUUAUAACGAGACAAAAA
Monomorium pharaonis (pharaoh ant) is the source of this 3683-nucleotide messenger RNA. RefSeq lists its product as uncharacterized. The transcript has 4 exons. The record is from RefSeq and is a predicted model, not a curated record. NCBI's taxonomy places the organism in Eukaryota, Metazoa, Arthropoda, Insecta, Hymenoptera, Formicidae. Bases 1990 to 3168 code for a protein of 392 amino acids.